Molecule: messenger RNA, 3523 nt
Organism: Pomacea canaliculata
Lineage: Eukaryota; Metazoa; Mollusca; Gastropoda; Architaenioglossa; Ampullariidae
Exons: 10
Coding region: 1601-3319 (572 amino acids)
Source: RefSeq, a predicted model, not a curated record
AUAAGCGCUUAGAUGUAGAACUAAGCAGGGUUCUAAUCCAUAGUGGGUAUAUCUUGACUUUGCUCCUGCAGUAGCUCUGAUGAUACAAACCUUUAUAGUAAAAUGGAAUGCUCAGCGAGCUGAAUUAAUCAGAAGCAUAUACUAGAGAACUCUGGGUGAUCAUAUUUGUUAAAAAUUGAAAUAUUGUGUCGGGAUUCACGCACUAAACUACAUAUCUCGCUAAGAACUCGAUUAAAGCCAUUUUAGUUUACGAUGGAAAUGUUUUCCCCACGCCUCUGAAACUUGAUUGUUGGGCUAUAAAAUACGACUUCAUUUAUUCUAGAGGGCAGUUAUAACUCUCUCUCUCUAAGAGAGCAGUGAAAAAUCAGACAGCACAACAUCAACAGUAGCAUCACCUGUUCUUACUCAGACCACACUAGACAUACAGACUCGCAUAUAAUCACAAUUCAGUCACACACGCUAGGAUCCAGAAGUCGCACCCAGUCGAAACAAAGGACAGCCUCAAGCUGUUGGUCCUGCAUGCCGGUGCCCAGACUCGACGGUCCGACAGGAGCUGACGGAACUCUCAUACUUCUGUAUCUUGUGUGCAUCCCUUUUAUUUCUUUAAGUGAAGAGAAACUUCAGUAAAACUUAUUUCUCCUGAGAAGGCAGACGACAAACUCAAAUGCUGGCUACGGCAACAAAGUCAACAAAACUUGCUAAGUUUACAGCGUUGUUCAGAAAUGUUGGAAAACAAAGUCCUGUACAAAAACUGUUUUAAAAGAAAAAUAUAAAUACUGCAUCUCCAAGAUUGAUAGUCGGGCACCCGUCAUCAGAAACAUCCAGUGACUCGUGGAGUUCUGUUGCUGAAAGAGGCGCCACAGUGCCACACCUUUAACAGGGUGCAAAGUGUUUAAACCUACGGUCACGUGGAGUUCGGCAAACAACCCGAGCGCUGGUGAAUGUCGCUCGUGCUUUAAAAAAAAAAAAAAACUCAUAUCAUUACCAGACUGCCCAUGCUACGUCACCUACAUAACUUAUAAAGCUUAGAAACCUUGUUUUCAGGAUUGUCCAUGUUGCCUUGACACUUUUAAAGAGUUCAAACUUUUUCAAUAUUCUUCAUGCUACAUUCGUUUGUAGACUAAAAUUUUUACUCGGCAUUGUUCACGAGACGCUAGCUUUUAACGUGCUUAACGAUCUAAAUACUGCAAUAAUGCACUGAAAGUAAACGAGGAAAAGUAAAUGACGGUUCAAAAAAAAAAAAAAAAAAAAAACACAAAAUGUAUCUUAAAAACGAGACAACAAUAAAUUUGCAGCAGGUAGCACCACAAUAACUCGUAAACUAAAACUUUCUUCUCUUCCAAGAGCCUAUCAUGUGUUGCUCUGUAUCGAAGGUACGUGCUUGCUCUGACUGUGACUAGUUGCUCGGUCAAAAGAAGACACGUGACAAGUCCUCGGCGGUAGGUCAGAUAAGUGGAAAACUCUCAUCAUGUAGACGGUCCCCCCCCCCCACGCACACAUACACACCCCCGCUCUACCUUGACGCACACGAGGAGGAAAAGGCGCGCGGUUUCCCACACGUUUGGGCCGCCAGUCUGUUGGGGGGACGGUCAGGGAGAGGAUGACAAGAGGCGACACACGCUGGAGACAAGAGGAAGAGAGAGAAGUGAAUCUUGGAGCACAGAUGAGGGAUGUCACCGGGAUGCUGGCCAAGGCACCUGCAUUUCUGCUGCUCGUUCUGCUCCUCAUCCCUUCACGCACAGAGAGUCAACCACACUCAGCCUGUGAGAAAUUACGGCGAGAAAAAGAUGUGCAGUCUUGUCUCGACAGCAUUCGUAAGCGGGCCGAGGACCCCAGCGCCUUCUGGUUUGGCAGGGGCUACAACUCAAGCUGUCAAAGUCAGACGGAGUUCUUCGCGGACUGUUACAAUCCCCGCGCCGACAGCAUCGACAGUCUGGCCAGUAGACUGUCCCCCACUGGUCAGCUUGACUUCAAAUUGCUCGACCGCUUCAUGGACAUCACCUACCAAGUUUCAGCAGGCAAAUACAAGGCAUGUGAAAAUGAAUAUAGUUACGAGUUUGAAAGGGAGAUCACCUUAGACCCAUUGUCCCUCAGUGUGAUGACCCCCUAUGAGUUGCGCUUCAUGCCCAAGGCCUGGUGGCCAGCUGACACCAAGGACCUGCACACCCUGGUCUUCUACGACGCCGGCUACUUCGCCAUCAAGGCGCUGUAUGUCAACAUUCCCGCCAGCAGGCUAACAGAUGGAGAGGAAAUACAGCAAUAUGAGGGUCCGCUGAAUCCGACAAGAAACGAGAACCCCUACGUCUUUCUGGUAUUCAGCCAGUCAGGUCCAGUGGCUCUGGACUCCAAGUGGUCAAAGCAACUCGUCGACAAAACUAGUGGCAUUGACCUGGAGGAGUUCAUCAAGCAUCACGGCUUGAAAGGUCCUGUUGCACUCAACUGGGUACGGGUGUCCGGAGAUCCAUACGCUGCUGAAAUUACACGAAGUCGGGGUUUCAUGAAUACUUGCGCCCACUUCGUGUCGGAUGCCCUCAAGAAGAAGAACAUACAGUUCAUCCCAAACAAGACGUACUCCGGACAGUCCCUCCCUCUUAAUGUCUACGUGAACGUCACGUUCGAGGCCACGCCGACUUCCGUUAACUCCUGCUGCUCCGUCCUCCACUAUCCGGCCAGAACGUUUUCGUUGAAUCCUUUGGGGGACGCAACAGUGCUGCCUGCACACACCCACAGUGACGUCAUUGUCUACGUCACAUUGUCGAUGUCAACGGCUUUUCCCGACACGCAACGCGAUUUCAAAGACAAGCUCCUGACUCUAGUGAUGGCCGACCCAAACGUCCCAUUGCCGGAGUUCGGAAACGAACGGCUGCCCUUCCUUCACUGGCUAGUGGUCAACAUCCGGGGCGCUGACGUAGCGGCGGGUGACGUGGUGCAAGGAUACAUGGGUCCAGCGCCCCCAGAUCCCCAUCAUCAUCACUACUACUACCUCGUCUUUGAACAGCCGUACAAGUUGGACCCGGACCGUCUGGACUACUCGGCACCCAACUGCAGCUGGGCUUUCAGGGGGCGGUGUCGCUACGACGUGUCAGCGCUGGUAGCGGAGCACAACCUGAAGCUGUUGGGGGUCACGUGGAUGAGAGCGAGGUUUGACGAGUUUGUGCGAGAGGUGUACGUGAGAGCUGGGCUGUUGCCUCGCUGCGUGGCGUGUCACGGGGUACCCGGAUAUGCUGUUCCCUGUUCCUCGCGGGCUGCUUUCUCUCUAUCCGAGACCGCAUGCGCUUUGUAUCUGAUCGUGGCACUGACAGCAAGCCUUUGGACUUGAGGGACACUUCUCAGUGCAUUUCUUUAAUUUGUCUUCCUUCCUCACUUCCUUCAGCAAGGAGUAGGCGUGUAGGGAAGGUGGGAAGAAUGUUGAAAGUUCUAGGAGGAGAAAUAGUUGAAACAAUGUAGGACAAUGUUUACAUCCAUCCAUGAAGUGUUGAAGUACGAGUGGUUCGUGUAGAUGGAUAUGUCUGUCAACUGCAAG